Haliotis rufescens (red abalone) is the source of this 6542-nucleotide messenger RNA. RefSeq names its product band 4.1-like protein 4. NCBI's taxonomy places the organism in Eukaryota, Metazoa, Mollusca, Gastropoda, Lepetellida, Haliotidae. The transcript has 32 exons. Bases 276 to 3122 code for a protein of 948 amino acids. The record is from RefSeq and is a predicted model, not a curated record. Gene Ontology annotation, cellular component: cytoskeleton.
AUAAGAGUUACAAGUUGCCCAAGGUGCGCGAAGAGGCAUGAUGCGAGAAUUUGUUGUGAUCGGCAGUCAAGUCGGCUAAGUGAGAAAACGAUCGAAACUUGAGAUAUAGGCUUUACCAUGAGAUAGAAUGGAUUAAACUGACAAAAUUCUGUCGUUUGGUGACUGUCACACAAUGGGAGUGACGUGUGAUUCGCCAGAACAGCGAAAAACUUUAGAGUAUCAUUAGCUGUGGCGCGGAUUUUGAUUUGCUUUGUGAGAUUUGUUUUCAUCGAACCAUGUCAAACUUCAGACUGUCGCGCCUGUUGCCUAGAUUUCUUCGAGGUGACAAGGACAAAAACGCUGGAUUUACCAAAGAUGCUGGCGACAAAAAUUGCUGUAGGAUUUUAUUUCUGGAUGACACCGAGUUGAAAUUGCCACUCAAGGGCAGCUCCAAGGGAUACCAGCUCCUGGAGAAGGUGUUUGACCAUCUGAACCUGUUUGAGAAGGACUACUUUGGAGUCAGAUAUGUGGAUAAUCGGGGCCAAACUCACUGGCUAGAGGAGAGCAAGUCCAUCGCGUCACAACUCAAAGGCUGCAGCACACCCUACACAUUCUACUUUGGCGUCAAGUUCUACGCUGCCGACCCCUGCAAGUUGAAAGAAGAAAUUACCAGGUAUCUGUUUUUUCUGCAAGUCAAGCAAGACAUCUUACAGGGCAGGCUCCCUGUCACAUUUGAAGAAGCGGUGGAUCUUUGUGGAUAUGCUGUGCAAUCUGAGCUAGGUGACUACGACCCCAACCACUGUACACAUGGGUAUGUGUCAGAGUUCUGCUUCGUCCAGAACCAGACCGAGGACAUGGAGGGCCGAAUCAGUGCUAUACACAAGAGACUUGCUGGUCAUGUCCCGGCUGUGGUGGAGUACAAGUAUUUGGACAAGGUCAAGUGGCUGGAGAUGUAUGGCGUGGACCUCCAUCCAGUCCUGCGACUGUACAAGUCCAAACAGGGAGAAGGCAAUAUAGAGUACUUCCUCGGCUUGACGCCCACAGGAAUUGUUGUAUAUAAGAAUAAGUCAAAAAUAGGAAAUUAUUUCUGGCCAAGAAUAAUAAAGGUCACUUUCAAAGGAAAAAUAUUCAUCAUCAGGGUCAAAGACAAAAAUAGUGACGAACACACAUAUGCAUUUGAGCUUCCCACAAAGACAGGCUGCAAGCAUUUAUGGAAGUGCUGUGUUGAGCAUCAUGCAUUCUUUAGACUAAACCAGGUCGCAGAUCCUUUAUCUAGGGCAGGCAAAUUGUUUAGAUCCGGGUCAAAACAUCGACUCAGUGGUCGCACGGAGAGGCAAACACACAGGGACGACUACAGUCGGCAACAACCCAAUGUUCUGCGGAUACCAAGUAGACGACAACAACGGAGGAUACAGUCGGAGACGAGACUAAAUGCAGGUGGCAGCGGGGGCUAUGGUGUUGAAGGGGGCACAGUCCUCACUAUGGUGAAGCCGGAACCAGUGAAAGCUCCCCGACAUCGAAGCCUCCCGGAGCUACAGGGCAAGGAGUCCCCCACCAGUGUCCGGUCGGCCCCCUGGAAGACCAACUAUGAGGGUGGACUGUACACCUCGGGCAAAGACUCACCACUGUCCACCCGCAGCGAGCGCCACAUCUACAACCGGCAGGCCAGCGACAGUGAGAGUGCAGUCAGUCGCAGGAAGUACUUCCCCAACAAACGAGGAUCGGACAACGACAGCGAAGUGUCAGCACCUCGCAGGAGGAGACGGGAGAUCGACAGUGGCAGCGAGUCUGAUGUCUCCUACAGGAACGUCCUACAGAACCGCCGCAACCGUGUCUCCAACGACAGCAACAUUCAGGGUGGCCACAUACCAAUAUUAUAUCCGUUUGCUGACAAAGAAAAUCAUCCGAAUGGCUCAAUCCCAUCUCUACACUCGGCCCCCGGUGGAGAACAGAGGCAGAGGAGGCGAAGGAGACGUAGCAAGUCACCAGGUGGGAAGAGGCCUCCCGAGGAACUGAGGAAGUAUAUCGAAUACGGGCUGGUGGACACGCAGGGCAUGUCUGAAGAUCAGAUGCGCGAGAUCACGUACACAAAGAUAGAAACCAAAGCUGAACCUUUUAAGAUCAAAUACUCACCCAAGACCAGACAGAAGAUGCGGGCAGCGAGGAGAAAAAGCUUUGGGGAGUCUGACCGAAACUCCCAGGCCGGGCUAUCAGACAAGGGCAGUGUAACGCAGUACCAUUUGUCUGGCAGAGAGAAUACACAAAACAGACAUAGUGGUUACUAUGACAACUACUCAAAUUCUGAAAACAACAGUUCUCGGCAGCGGGACAGCUACGGCCAGGUGCAAUCUUCCCCAGUGGUUCACAUGCAGGACAUGCAGAUGGCGCCGGUCGUCAGGACCCGGAACUCUCACCCCGUCAACAUGGACGUGAGUCAGCACAGUCAACACAGCAGUCAUAGUCAACAGCCUCGCCACCACUACCACCGCGAGGAGCGCAGCAGUGUGUACCAGGAGGUGCACGAGACCUCAAGGAGCUCGCAUCACCAUCACAGCCAGCGGGACGGGUCCACAGUCAGCACCUUCAACCCAGAGCAGUACAACACACAGAGAUCUGAUCCUUACAAAGAGCAGCUUCAAAGAUGGCAGAAAACUUUAAUUCCCCCCAAGGAUAACAGAAUGUGGAACAAAUAUCAUAAUUACAAACGGUCUCGGGGGGCUGUUGAGGGGGACAGAUGGAGCUCUGGGGGCCGCUCCACGCACGCUCCCCAGGGCAGCGGACACCAUGCCUCGCAACAUAACACAUCUCAGCAGACCAGACACCAUCAGAAUAGCUUCCAGUCUUCACACAACUCUGGGUACCACCAUCUUCCCGAGGGCCCCACCCACACGGCCCCUCCCCUGGCACCAAACCCCUACCACCGGUCAUCCUACAAUGGCAGUGUCCAGUCCAACUCUCGAAGUCACAUAGAUCCGUCAAAACGUCUGUCAUCUGGGUCUCGCUAUGCUCCCCCGUCCCGUCCGUCACCGGCACCAAGUGACCAAUCAGGAAGCAGAAGCAUCAACAGCAGCAUGACCUCUGAAACUGUCUCGCAACACAUCCGACCACCAGGCUACACCUCGGAUCUGUGCACCGAGUUAUGAUAGGAGAUAGAAGAUGUAGAUUGUUACUGUGCUGGACCUGGGAGAGAGGCUUGUUGCCCAGCAACAGAUGGAGAGAGAGAGAGAUGACAUAUGGAAUAGCCAUCGUAUCUACCGGUAGUACAAUUUGCGGUCAUUGUAAUGGAAGACAUGGUCACCUAGAUGAGUGAAAAAUAAGCCCAAACCAGUACGUCAGCUUUUGUUUGGCUUCCACAUUGCGAGGUCAUUGGAGCAGAAGCCUUCAUAGAUUCAGGGUUAAACUGAGCUUGUGACCUUGCUGUCGACAUCUUACUGCCAUCAGUUGCUUGUAAGAAUGGAUAUCAAUGAAGAGUCAGUGUCAUCCUGCCUUACAAACUUUACCGAACUCUAGUCACUUCACUCUGGACCUGUUCUCUCGGUGUGCUGCUAGGCAACAAGAGGUGUGUGUAUGGAUGACUGUGCGUGAAUGGAUUUAAUGGAAGAGGAUCGGCACUCCCAGUUGUGAUGAUUGUCAUGACCUGGGUUUUCAUUGUACCUCUAGGAGUAUCUCCCCUUGUAGCUAACUCUCUGAGGACUGCUAGGUACGAACACUUUAUUCAAUGGAGAUAUUCAUCAUAAUCAUGUCUUGCACUGUAAGCAUGUCAAUCAAGGGGAGAUAAAUCUAGGCAUCGUGGGGAGCCUUGUUCGUGAAGCAGAUCCUGCUUCCUAUAUUAAAGUUGUUAAAUUUGCUGUCUACAAGGUGAUAUUGAUCGUGUCUCUACGUUCUUCUUCUGUAGACGUUGAUCAAACUGUAUCUAUGUUGAUGUGAUGUCAAAUGGGACGCCCAGUCAGAUCAACAUCAACAUCAACAUCAGGAUCAGGAUCAGGGUUAUAUCAGGUCUCUGGACAGAUCUGAUCCGUAUCAGGGCGGGUAUUAAUCAGUAUCAUACUAAUAUCAAACCCUUAAGGGUGCAAAGAUACAGUUUCAGAUGUCAAUACUGAGUUUUUAUGAUAUCAGUAAAUAUAAAUUUUCAUAUAUAAUGGUAUGUAUCAUAUCGCAAACUUCAAUAAUAAUGUGCAUUCUGCCACAACUGUAUAGUUGCACCCUCAAAGGUCAUGUGCACCCUUUCACAUCGCAUGCCCUGCAUGUGGUGUUCUGACUCCCAACAGUUUGUGAAUGUCCGACUCAUGGUAUCUGAUAAAAGAUUAACUUGUGUAAGAGCUUUUCAAAUCUUCUUUACUUAUAGCCGAGAGCCAUCUAUUCUUCCAUCUCCCAGAGAAGUGCAUGUAUUCGCCAUGCCCUGUUUUCUCGGAGGUGGACAGUAGUCAACUGUAGCAGCUGUGCCAUUGUAGUCCUGAAUGGAGGAUUAAUACUCGGUUGUGCUUGCCUCACAACUACUUACUGAAUCUGGUGUACACAGUGUAUGUAAUUUAUUCAAGCAUGUAUUUAUGUCUUCCUCUGUAUUGGAGCAUAUUCACCAGCUGAAGGUCGUGUUAGACUAGUGCUGCGAGACCAACUCACAUUCCAGCGUUCUUGCGAGGGAACCAAGGUUCCGCCAUCUUGGUUUCCGGGCAGUAGUGUAUCUGGGAGAUCCCCAGGCGUGUCGGAGGUCAAGACGGCCAUGCCACGUGUAAAUGUGGAUGUUUUAUGCUGCCGGGGAACAGUUUCAAAUAUUUCUGUCAGAAUUGCUCAGUAUGGAGGAUAGUAAAAGAUUUGUUUGAAUUUUCCCUGAAGAGAUUAAUAUCAUAUUGGACAGGAAAAUGUUUGCAAAUGAUAUCAGGCAAAUGAUGUCAAUUUGAAAUAUUCUAAAAUAUGUUAUCGUAUUAGAGAUUGUCAUAUUUAGUCAUUAGCGAAACUGUAAUUUACAUAUUUGUAAGUGUCAUGUACUAAACCAUACAAGGUAGAUUUGAGGAAUGUUUUCAAUAAAAACAAAACGUCAACAGUUCUGACAGUGAAUGAGUGAGUGAAUAUUUGUGCCCCACUUUUAACAGUGUUACAGCCAUAUAACAUGACUGUGACAUGUCAGUUAUCACACAGCUAACCCUUACUGGGAACCAAACAUGCUCAGUUUAGUGCACGACCAACAGGGUUUGUAAGGAUGGAUGAGAAUGUCUGAUGUCGGCCAUCGUGAUUCCUGGUCAGCAGGACAAGCUUCCUGUAUUUCAGCAUCAAGUCAGUCAGUAUUUGUAAUAUUUGAUAGGCAAUAUUUAUUUCACCACCCAAUAUUUGUAUAUUUGCAAGGUAAUGUCAUGUUGAACAGUAGAAAUGAAAUGAUAUAUAGAGAUUUAACCACCACUAAUUGUUACAAUGUGUCCAGGUAGGUUACUGCUGUUGUCCCAGCCAUCUGUUCCCAGCAUGGAUGUGCAUAUCUGCAUCAAGUGUCUAGUUUGAAGCAUACAGUUGUGUGGGCAAUGGUAUUGUCUGAGCACUUGGAAGCCACCAAUACACUCUCAUUGUUGCCGUUUUGAUGUUACAUUUAAUUAUAAUUCCGAUCAGUUGUAAUGUUGAUCAGACAAACUACAGUAAACUAUGGGUACAACGAACUCAAAGGGAGCACUAAUUCUAGUUCGACAUAACCGUAGUUCGUUAUAAGCAUGUAUUCAGCAUAUAUACAGCAAAUUGCCAGGACCUAAACAAAACACAGUUUGAUAUGCCCGUCGGUUCGUUAUAAGCAUGCUCGUUGUAAACAUAGCUUACUGUAGAUAGAUUGACCAAACAGCUGAUGAUGAUGUGAUGCAGUUAUUGAUGUGUUGAUGCAGUCCAUGAUAACACUUUAGACAUGGACUGUUACAUGCAGGAUAAGUGCCCCACUGAAUUGUACCAAUGGCUGAAAAGUUGCGUCUUGGAUUACCUUAGCAAUAUGGCAAAAAUGGACAUGUCCUCAUGGACUCUUACAGGUUUUGUGGACCUUUCUUCACCAUUUUUUAAAACACAGAACUGUAGAAAAGGACAAAUCAAUUGAAAAGUCAAAAGGUCUUCUUGCUAUUUCAGUGCCUGUGGUUCCAAUAUAAACAUUUGCUUUUUCAUUUUUCAAAUUUCUUUUCCUAAAAAAAUGUGGAAGUCUAAAAGAAUAAGUGUCAUAUUUACUAUUAUUUUAAAAAUCUGGAUUCUUAUAAAGAGAUUCAUUGUUCCCUAUGGGCAACCUCAGGUCAACAUUGAGAGUGUAUUCAUCUAGUAGCACUUCCACCCAUUCACCAGCCUAGAGCAAGUUACACAUUGUGUGUAGAGUACCCAUCAUGCAUCUGGUGCUGCUGCAGUACAGCAGUUACCUCCCCUGUGUGAUACCAUGUUAUACACUGGAUGUCGUUGAUAGAAGAACGUCACUUCUUGUUUUACAGGAACAAGCUUUUAUUAGCAUUGUCCAGGAACAUCAUGUUUGUUUUCCGUGAUGUUGAUGUCAAAUGUUGCCAUCUUCAGCUGUUAUUACCGAUUUUAUAAAUAAAAAGUUAUUCUGUGAAAACAAA